CAUACAAAAAAAAUUCUGACGGUAAAUGGUCAGUUUCCGGGGCCUACCAUCGAAGCCGAAAAAGGUGACACUAUAUUGGUUAGAGUUCACAAUCUUGCAGGAUAUAACAUCACCAUCCAUUGGCAUGGCGUGGAGCAGCCUAGGAACCCCUGGUCCGACGGGCCAGAGUACAUCACACAGUGUCCAAUCCAACCCGGAACUAACUUCACGUACACGAUCCUCUUCUCUGAAGAGGAAGGGACCCUCUGGUGGCAUGCCCACAGCGAUUGGAAUCGGGCAACGGUACAUGGAGCCAUUAUAGUGCACCCUCGGCGCGGUACCACCUACCCCUUCCCCAAGCCCUACAAGGAGAUCCCCAUCAUUCUAGGAGAAUGGUGGACGGCCAACGUGAGUGAAGUCAUAGAAGAUGCUCUCCGCACCGGCGGUGGCCCCAAGUUGUCCGAUGCUUUCACCAUCAACGGCCAACCAGGCGAUCUCUAUAACUGCUCCAAAUCAGGGACAUUCAAGGCCUUGGUAGAGUAUGGCAAGACCUACCUCCUCCGAGUGGUCAAUGCUGCCCUCAACGAGGAGCUCUUCUUCGCCAUCGCCGGACACCAGCUCACGGUGGUCGGCACCGAUGCGAGCUACACCAAACCCUUCACUACCGAAUUCAUUAUGAUCACACCGGGCCAGACCAUGGACCUCCUCUUAGAGGCCAACCAACAAUCAGUCAAUAAUUCUACCAACAAUCGCUACUACAUGGCGGCUUCGGCCUAUGCGAGCGCGAACGGCGUUGCCUCCGAUAACACCACAACCACAGCAAUCAUAGAAUACAUCAAUUCAUCGACCACGCGGCCACAAUUCCCCUCCCUCCCUGCCUCCAACGACACCGACUCGGCAACUAAAUUUACCGCCAAACUCCGAUCUCUUGCGAGCAAAGACCACCCGAUCCAUGUCCCCCAAACCAUCGACGAACGGAUCAUCAUCACCAUAGCCGUCAACGAGAUUUUAUGCCCGAAUCACUCAUGCCAAGGGCCCGACGGCAACCGGCUGGCCGCUAGUCUUAACAACAUAAGCUUUGUCGCCCCGCGGAUCGAUGUCCUUGAGGCCUACUAUCGGGAUAUCCACGGGGUAUAUGGGACAGGGUUUCCGAGUGAGCCGCCAUUCUACUUCAACUUUACUGGCGAUAACUUGCCCAAGAGCUUGUUGUUUCCAAAGACCGCGACGGAAGUCAGGGUCCUGGAGUACAAUACUAGCGUGGAGAUGGUGCUCCAGGGGACCAACCUUUUGGCAGGGUUGAACCAUCCCAUUCACUUGCAUGGCUACAGCUUCUACGUGGUGGGAAGGGGGUUCGGAAAUUAUGACAAGGAUAAGGACCCGGCGAAAUAUAACUUGGUAGACCCCCCAUUUGAGAACACUGUUACAGUGCCUAAGAAUGGGUGGGCCGCCAUCAGGUUCAGGGCCACAAACCCUGGUGUAUGGUUCAUGCACUGCCACUUGGAACGCCAUCUCAGCUGGGGAAUGGACACUGUGUUCAUAGUAAAGAAUGGUGUUGGCCCACAAGCUCGGUUGCUGCCUCCACCUCCAAACAUGCCUCCUUGUUAG
This is a messenger RNA of Elaeis guineensis (African oil palm), 1584 nucleotides long. Lineage: Eukaryota; Viridiplantae; Streptophyta; Magnoliopsida; Arecales; Arecaceae. The record is from RefSeq and is a predicted model, not a curated record.